Lutra lutra (Eurasian river otter) is the source of this 485-nucleotide messenger RNA. RefSeq names its product 60S ribosomal protein L23a. Gene Ontology annotation, molecular function: rRNA binding; structural constituent of ribosome. The coding region runs from base 10 to 480 and encodes 156 amino acids. The transcript has a single exon. Gene Ontology annotation, biological process: translation; ribosomal large subunit assembly. Lineage: Eukaryota; Metazoa; Chordata; Mammalia; Carnivora; Mustelidae. The record is from RefSeq and is a predicted model, not a curated record. Gene Ontology annotation, cellular component: cytosolic large ribosomal subunit; ribosome.
UUUACGAAGAUGGCGCCGAAAGCUAAGAAGGAAGCCCCUGCCCCUCCCAAAGCCGAAGCCAAAGCAAAGGCUUUGAAGGCCAAGAAAGCGGUGCUGAAAGGCGUCCACAGUCACAAAAAAAAGAAGAUCCGCACAUCACCUACGUUCCGACGACCCAAGACUCUGCGUCUCCGAAGGCAGCCCAAAUACCCUCGAAAGAGCGCCCCCAGGAGAAACAAGCUUGAUCACUAUGCCAUCAUCAAGUUCCCCCUGACUACUGAGUCAGCCAUGAAGAAAAUAGAAGACAACAACACACUUGUGUUCAUUGUGGAUGUCAAGGCCAACAAGCACCAGAUCAAACAGGCUGUGAAGAAGCUCUAUGACAUUGAUGUAGCCAAGGUCAACACCUUAAUCAGGCCUGAUGGAGAGAAGAAGGCAUACGUUCGGCUGGCCCCUGACUAUGAUGCUUUGGAUGUUGCCAACAAAAUUGGGAUCAUCUAAACUGA